Messenger RNA from Schistosoma spindalis, 5190 nucleotides. Lineage: Eukaryota; Metazoa; Platyhelminthes; Trematoda; Strigeidida; Schistosomatidae. The record is from the annotation of a GenBank genome assembly.
CAGGUAACUUUCGAGGACUAUUAAUGGACUAAUAUUCUAUAAAUAUUCUUAUUGUAUAAUUAUUCAAGAAUUACAUUAUGUGUAUUUAUAUUCCACUUAUUAUAAGCUUUAUUUUGACCCAUAGAUUAUUACUAUACGAUUUAUUAUUCUUGAGUUAUAACCUGUCUAUUAAUUACUGUCUCCCACAUUCACAGUCACUUUUUGGCCUAUUUGUGUACAUAUGUUAUUUUCUAUUUUAUGGUACGUUGUGGUCUGCCUGAUUGAUAUAUAAACCGAGUAUGUCUGAAAUAAAUGAUUUGGUUGAUUCGGAAGCUGCUUUUGUGUUCUGGACUCAAGAGGACAGGUUAGAAGGACGUAGGACCCAAUAGGACGCUAGACUGCUCAGACCGGUUGAACGUCAUUGGCCUUGUCAUAGUGCGAAUAUUCGUAUAAGACGUAUUCUGAUUGGUGUAUAAGUCACGUGAUCGUAAGCCGGACAUCAAAUCAUAACAAAUUGGCGACGGGGAUUUUGGCACGAAAAAAAUAAUACAACAAUUGGUGACUCAGAUCUUGAAAAGAAAUAAUCUGUAAUAAUUGCCGGUGUUAUUUUUUUUUGGAAUUAUUAUUAUUAGCAGUAAAAAAAAAAUAAAUAUAUGGCGAUUUCUUUUGAACAGUUGCAGUUAUUAUUACAGCAGCAGCAGCAACAGCAACAAGAAUUUCAACAACAACAGCAGCAACAACAACAGCAAAUUCUAGCUUCUCAACAGAAACUGCUAGAAACACUUUUGGGGAAGCUAUCUAUUCAACAAGAUAAUCCAGAACAUAAAAGUAUCGAGUCAUAUCUUAAUUCAGUUUCGGAAUUUAUAUUUGAUGCAGACAAUGGUCACACUUUUGAAGCAUGGUUUGGCAGAAUCGAAGAUAUUUUCCGAGUGGAAUUUGCUGCUAUGGAUGACGCAAGGAAAGUCCGGCUGCUCUUACAGAAGCUUGGUCCCAACGAGCAUCAAAAGUAUAAAAACCAUAUCCUGCCUAAACACCCACGAGAAGUUAGUUUCGAAGAAACUGUUAACAUCCUAAAUAAAAUGUUUUGUGAACAGGCGUCCUUGUUCCGUAUCCGGUAUAAUUGUCUACAGCUGACUAAAGAGGCUGAUGAAGAUUACACUACGUACGCCGGAAGAGUAAAUUUGCAAGCAGAACGAUUUAAAUUAAAUGUAUUAACCAGUGAUCAAUUUAAAUGUUUAUUAUUCAUUUCUGGUCUAAACUCUCCUGUUGAUGCUGAUUUUCGCAUGAAAUUGUUAUCCCGUAUGGAACAUGAUGAUGAAAUGACGUUACAAACUAUCACCACUGAAUGUCAACGAUUAAUAAACUUAAAACAAGAUACAGCUAUGCUGGAAACUAAAAGUGCAGCGCCAUCAAAUUCUGUUCAUGCUGUCAAGACAAGUCAAAGACAAAAUAGCACCAAAAGUCAUAAAUAUCACUCGAAAACUCCUAAACCUGCAACUAAAUGUUGGUAUUGUGGUGCGUGGCAUUUCUCAAGAUUUUGUCGGUUUAAAAAUCAUAAAUGCACUAUAUGCAAUAAAGUUGGCCACAAAGAAACAGUCUGCCGAACCAAAGAAAGUUUGAGAUCGAAACAAACCAGGCGUCCUCACCAGUACCAAAAUAAGUAUAUAAACAGUAUAUAUUCCACACUGGCUCUAAGCGUAGCUGAUAAAAGAAGAUAUGUGGAAUUAAUGGUUAAUGGUGUUCUUGUUCGAUUGCAAUUGGACACAGCGUCCGAUAUCACACUGAUCUCGAAACGAACGUGGGAUUUAAUUGGGUGUCCGAAAGUAUUACCAACAGAGCACACUGCACGGAAUGCGUCCGGAGAUAUAUUAAAACUUGUUGGAAUGAUAAAAUGUUCUGUUAAAUUCAGAGGUAAUUACUUUACAGGAAAUUGUUACUUAACGAACAGACAUGAAUUAGACCUUAUUGGUAUAGACUGGAUAGAUAAAUUAAAUUUAUGGGAUGUACCAUUAAGUGAAAUAUGUUCGAUGGAAAGCGCAAAUAAUCCUAGCGAUCCACCCACAGUCCAUGUAACUAAGAAAGUGGUAACGAUAGAAGAUCUUUUGCAGAAGCAUAAAAACUUGUUCCAGAAUAAACUGGGAUGCUGCACAAUUGAGAAGGCAAAAUUAUACGUACGACAGGAUGCAAAACCUGUUUUCCGUCCAAAACGUCAAGUCCCAUAUGCUGCUAUUGACAAAGUCGACAAAGAAUUAGACCGACUAGAGAAGCUCGGUGUUAUACAACCUAUCAAUUAUUCGGCAUGGGCAGCACCAAUUGUAGUGGUUCAGAAAGCGAACGGAGCUAUUCGCCUCUGUGCAGAUUUUUCAACAGGACUAAAUAACGCUCUACAAAGUCAUUCAUACCCAUUACCUCUGCCAGAGGAUUUAUUUAUUAAACUGAACGGUGGACGUUAUUUUUCUAAACUUGAUUUGUCUGAAGCUUAUUUACAAGUAGAAGUUGACGAAGAUUCAAAGGAGUUAUUAACCAUUAAUACCCACCGCGGACUCUAUCGGUUUAACCGAUUACCGUUUGGUGUUAAGCCAGCCCCAGCAAUUUUCCAGCAAAUAAUGGAUACUAUGGUGUCUAACGUCGAAGGUGUAGCAGUUUAUUUGGAUGACAUUAUAGUUGUUGGCUCUUCUGUGCAGGAAUUAAUGGGUCGGUUAGAUGUGGUGCUCACAAAAAUAUCACAAGCCGGUUUUCAGUUACAAAAAGAAAAGUGUGAACUUCAGCUCGAGUCUGUCAAGUACCUUGGAUAUAUAUUUGAUAAAAAUGGUCGUCGACCAGAUCCAGAUAAUAUUAAUGCCAUCAAAAAUAUGCCCAGACCGACUGAGGUUACAACUCUUCGCUCAUUUUUGGGGAUGAUUGGUUAUUAUAGUAUGUUCGUACCCCAUAUGUAUAAAUUACGACAUCCAUUAAAUCAACUCUUGAUGGCUAAUGCAACAUGGAACUGGACAAAGGAAUGUCAAGAUUCUUUCGAUGAAAUAAAAAGGAUUUUAUCUUCUAAAUUGUUGCUGACUCAUUAUAAUCCUAAGCUUGAAAUAAUUGUAGCCGCCGAUGCUUCAAACUAUGGAAUUGGAGCUGUUAUCAGCCAUCAUUUUCCUGAUGGUAAAGAAAAGCCAAUUGCUCAUGUAUCCCGAACUCUUAACUCAGCUGAGCGAAAAUAUAGUCAGAUUGAGAAGGAAGGACUAGCUUUAGUUUUUGCAGUAAAGAAAUUCCAUAAAAUGAUUUAUGGUCGUCGAUUUACUCUCUUAACGGACCACAAGCCGCUUUUAUCUAUAUUUGGAUCGAAGUCAGGUAUUCCUGCAUAUACAGCGAAUCGAUUACAACGCUGGGCUAUUACGUUGCUUGCUUACGAUUUCCAAAUCCUAUAUAAAUCAACUGAAAAGUUUGGACAAGCUGAUGCUUUAUCCAGAUUAAUUGCGAAUCAGAAGCAAGAAAGCGAAGAUUCUAUUAUCGCGACGAUAUCGUUGGAAAAUGAUGUUCAUCAUAUACUACAAGUUGCCAUAAAAGCAACACCGUUAUCCUCUGAAGACAUUAAACACCAUACUCAAGAAGACGAUGAGCUGAGGCAGAUUAUUCGAUACCUCGAACAUGGUUGGCCUACCCAUAUAGACAACAAAAAUAUUGAACAGUAUUCUCACCGUCGAAAUUCUCUAUCACUUGUGGAUGGGUGCUUGAUGUUUGGAAAUCGAGUAAUUGUACCUUCAAACUUACGCCGUAAGGUGAUGUCAGAACUGCAUGCUGCACACCCAGGGAUAGCACGGAUGAAGGCACUUGCACGUGGGUAUGUAUAUUGGCCGAAUAUUGACGCUCAGAUCAAAGACUAUGUUGAGAGAUGUUCCGCGUGUGCAAAAGCUAUCAAAGCCCCUCGCAAGACAGAAAUGCAGAGUUGGGGGACACCAGAAAAUCCGUGGUCGAGAGUACAUGUGGAUUUCGCAGGUCCCAUUAACGGGAAACAGUACUUGGUGAUUGUUGAUGCCUUCUCAAAAUGGCCAGAGAUCCACUGCAUGAAGUCUCUUUCGACAAAAGCUACUAUCGAAAAACUGAGACAAGUAUUCAGUUGCUUUGGGUGUCCAGAUGUACUGGUGUCUGAUAAUGGACCACAAUUUACCUCUGCUGAAUUCUCGAAGUUCUGUGUCGCAAACACCGUCAGGCAUAUAAAGACACCCCCAUACCAUCCGCAGUCAAAUGGUCUAGUGGAGAGGUUCGUCGAUACGUUUAAAAGAGCACUGCUUAAAGCCGAAGGAGAAGGGGAAAUAGAAGAGAUUAUCCAAAGAUUUCUACAAACCUACAGAGCAACACCCAACCCAACAACAAAUAAUCAAGAAAGUCCAGCAGAAGCAAUUUUUGGGAGAAAGAUUAGAAUACCUAUAGAGCAAAUGAAACCAAAACCUACAGCCAAACUCCGCAAGAACAAACGAAUGGAACAGCAAUUCAACAAGCGACAUGGUGCAUUGCCCAGAAGCUUUAAGGUGGGACAAGCCGUAAUAGCAAGAGAUUUCGCGGGAGUAAAGCCAACCUGGAAGUUUGGCAUCAUAAUACGAAGAAAAGGGAAGGUUAUCUAUGAAGUAAAAGUUGGACGAAAGAUAUGGGUGCGACACGCAAACCAGAUGCAGCCAACCAGACAGGAGCGGGAGACAGGAAAUGAUAUAAAGUCGAGUAUACCAAUAAAUAUAUUAACUGAGUCGGAUAAUGAAAUUAAAAAUGACCCGAAAAAUAACAGGACACAUACAACACUCCCCAGGAGGUCGCAGCGUAUCAGGCGGAAACCUAAUCGAAUAAAAAUAAAUCCUAAGGAUCGUUAUUAUCUCUAAUGCUUCAAAAAAAAAAAGGGAGGUGUUAUAUACCAGUGAAGAUUAAACUACAGGUAACUUUCGAGGACUAUUAAUGGACUAAUAUUCUAUAAAUAUUCUUAUUGUAUAAUUAUUCAAGAAUUACAUUAUGUGUAUUUAUAUUCCACUUAUUAUAAGCUUUAUUUUGACCCAUAGAUUAUUACUAUACGAUUUAUUAUUCUUGAGUUAUAACCUGUCUAUUAAUUACUGUCUCCCACAUUCACAGUCACUUUUUGGCCUAUUUGUGUACAUAUGUUAUUUUCUAUUUUAUGGUACGUUGUGGUCUGCCUGAUUGAUAUAUAAACCGAGUAUGUCUGAAAUAAAUGAUUUGGUUGAUUCG